Molecule: messenger RNA, 993 nt
Organism: Sesamum indicum (sesame)
Lineage: Eukaryota; Viridiplantae; Streptophyta; Magnoliopsida; Lamiales; Pedaliaceae
Product: glutathione S-transferase U17
Biological process (GO): glutathione metabolic process
Cellular component (GO): cytoplasm
Molecular function (GO): glutathione transferase activity
Source: RefSeq, a predicted model, not a curated record
CUCCAAGUUGAUUCAUAUUCUUGAGAUUGAGUGCAAGAAUGGGUUCAGAAGAAGAAGUUAAAGUUAUAGGUUCAUGUGUAAGCCCGUUCGCUGUCCGAACGAUGAUUGCAUUCAACAUCAAGUGUGUUGAGUAUAAGCUGAUUGAGGAAAAUAUCUUUAACAAAAGUGCUCUCCUUCUCAAAUCUAACCCUAUCUACAAGAAAAUCCCAGUUCUUAUCCAUGGCCAACGCCCCAUCUGUGAAUCACUCGUCAUUCUUCAGUAUAUUGAUGAAGUUUGGGCUUCCGGGCCCCCAAUCCUCCCUUCUGAUCCCUACGGUCGGGCCAUAGCCCGUUUUUGGGCUGCUUACAUUGAUGACAAGUUUUUUGCAGCACAAUAUGCAAUCCUGAAAGCAGGGGGAGAGGAAGGCCAGAAGGCUGCGGCAGUGGAGGAAGCAACUCAGAUCCUGGUUUUGUUGGAGGACGCCUUCACUAAAUGCAGCAAAGGCCGAAAAUUCUUCGGCGGCGACAGAAUCGGCUACGUAGACAUCGCACUGGGAAGUUUCUUGGCGUGGAUUAGAGUGAUACAGAAGAUGUGUGGUGUGAGUUUGCUUGAUGAGUGCAAGACUCCCAUGUUGUUCCAAUGGGCACAACACUUUUGUGCUGAUGCUGCUGUUCAGGAUGUUCUGCCUGAAACUGAUGAGCUCCUGGAGUUUGCUCAACUCUUUGUUGCUAACCUAGGCAAACCUACUGGUUAAGUACGUACUACGUACUAUAUAUUUUAAUUUAUUUGUUUGAACUGUGUUUGCUCCUGAAUUCUCGACUAUUUGAGUUCGUACUGAACUAAAAUCCAUGAUUGUUUGAUUAUACAUGAUGACAUUAGUGCUACGGUUUUUGGUACCCCGUGACUCAAGUGUCGCUUGUUUUCGUUGUCGGAACCUGGUUUGUAGUGCACCUACAGCCAUGGACCAUGGGACACGGCAGUUAAUUACAUUCACGUGCUUCGUUUUAUAUGUA